AUGCGACUUUGGUUUGGAGUUGAUAUUAGCCAGUGCCAUUUAUUUUUUACACGUUGUCCAACGAAAAUAUUUGCCAGAUUACCCAAUUCAAACAUUUAUCUCAAAUUACAUUCAAUACUCACAUUGCUCUUCAAAUAUUUGAGAUUACUAGAAUUUAUAUUUGCAGUUAUAUUGUACAUUGAAAGCGCUAAAUUCCUUUCAAGUCAUUUCAUUCAACAUUAUUUCAGGUCAAAAUACUCGCUUCAGGUUUCAUUCAACUUUCAAAAAGCUUCUUUCGUCCAAGCUGUUCACCUUAACAAUAUUUCAGAAUUAUUUUCAUUUUUUGUUGUUAUGCAUACAGCAUCAAGGACUAGUAUUCAACAACGAUCAUUAAUUUCACAGAUGUUUCUCAUAUGUUUACAUUUAAUCCAACGUCUUUUAGUAGCAAAAUUUUUCGUUGGACUUUUUAUGGGGAUUAUUUCUACUGUUAUCGUAUACAAUCUUAAAGAACCAAUAGAAAAGCCGAGAUUUCGUCCUGAUCAAUCAAAGUUUGAAUAUGAAAAAAAUCAACAAACUUUUGAUGAUAGUAAUCCAAGUAAACCAUCAAUAUGGAAUAGUUCAUGGGAUGGUUUUAAGAGUGAAAAUAAAUUUCCACGUCAUUUCUAUUUAAUUCGACAUGGUCAAUAUUUUGAUAAUGCUCGAACAAUGGAAGAAAUGAAAUUAACAUUACUUGGCAAAGAACAAUUAGAAUAUACAGGAAAACGUUUAAAUCAGACGAAAACACACUUCGACCGUUUAAUUCAUUCUGGCAUGGUCCGUGCAUUCGAAAGUGCAGUUAUAAUCAAUCAACAGUUUGAUUCGAAACUUGAUUUAAUUGAAGAUAAAAGUCUGUCAGAAGGUUUACCUGUUGCACCUAUUCCUUAUGCAGGAAUUAAUCAACGAGAUAUUGAAACUUAUGGUGAUAGAGCAAGAAUUGAUGGAGCUUUUGCAAAAUAUUUUCAUCGAGCGCGUAGUGAUCAAAAUAAAGAAACACAUGAUAUUAUUGUUUUUCAUGCAAAUAUUUUACGUUAUUUUAUUUGCAAAAUAAUGCAAUUUCCUGUCGAAGCAUGGUUAAGAAUAACAUUAAAUCACGGUUCAAUAACACAAAUAACUAUUUUAAGUGACGGUGGUAUUGUAUUGAAAACAAUUGGUGAUAGUGGAUUUAUUCCAGCGAAUAAAGUGACAUUCUAG
Messenger RNA from Rotaria socialis, 1209 nucleotides. NCBI's taxonomy places the organism in Eukaryota, Metazoa, Rotifera, Eurotatoria, Philodinida, Philodinidae. The record is from the annotation of a GenBank genome assembly.